Clarias gariepinus (North African catfish) is the source of this 2026-nucleotide messenger RNA. RefSeq names its product class I histocompatibility antigen, F10 alpha chain-like. Lineage: Eukaryota; Metazoa; Chordata; Actinopteri; Siluriformes; Clariidae. Gene Ontology annotation, cellular component: external side of plasma membrane. The record is from RefSeq and is a predicted model, not a curated record. Gene Ontology annotation, biological process: immune response. The transcript has 6 exons. Bases 102 to 1118 code for a protein of 338 amino acids.
UCAAUUUUAAGACUCGUUAAAAAAAGAACAAAUUGUUCAUGACUGACCCAUCACUAGGUCACCAUUUUGUUUUACUGGAAUGAUGAAGAAAUUAUUUAAACAUGUACAACGUACCGAUUAUUUAUACUUUUGUCUUUCUCCUACACCUUCCUCUGUCGCGUUGUGCAGAUUUUGAUUCUCUCAGUUGGAAUACCUUCAGCUCUAAUGGCCUCGGCCUUCCUAGUUUCAUACAGACUAUGACGGUGAAUGAUGUAACGCUCUUUUACUAUGACAGCAACAUGAGGUCGACACCACCAUAUCCUGAAUGGGUUAAAAACACUGCUGCUGAGCCACACUGGGAAGAGGCUAUUGCAGAUAUAUACGUAGACAGGGUAAUUCUUUCUGUAGCACUGCAAACAGCCAUAUUGGAGUUCAACCGCACAGGCACAUUUUCAGAAAAGAAUGUAUACCAAACCUACGGUCACUGUGACCUCUAUCCAGAUGGCACAAUCAAGGCAUCAUUAACCCAUGCAUUCAAUGGAAAUGACUUUAUAAGUUUAGAUAUUGACAAUAAGAGGAUAAUUGCUUCUGUUCCUCAAGCUCUCAAAUAUAAACGUAUCAGGGAGGAUGAUAUAAUCUACCAUGAAAGCUUAGUGUCUUUCUACAAAAAGUACUGUUUUGACCGCCUUAGGGUGUUCUUAAAACAUGCUCCUCAACUCAGCAUAAAAAAUGCUCCAGAGGUCAGGGUCUUUCAAAGGCAGAGAGCAGGUUCCAACAUCCUCAUCUGUCAUGUGACUGGAUUUUACCCCAAAGCGGUACAAGUGAAGUGGUUUGGGGCAGAUUUUCAGCUGCUAGAUGAUGAAAUAAAUGAUGUUCUGCCUAAUGGUGACAGCACAUUUCAGACCCGAAGAAGUUUGAUCAUACCUGAAAAGGGCACAGAAGAUCAGCUCUAUACCUGUGUAGUGUAUCACAGCAGCCUCAGAGAGGGAAAUAUUACAGUCACAUGGGAUAAAGAAGAGAUACCAUUUAAGCUUCCUGUUUGGAUUCUAUUAGGCUGCAUGUUCAUGCUGACUGUAGUUGGGCUUGUAACACGAUACUUCUAUAAAACUAACGCCACUAGGGAACAAGAUGACUACUGAAGAGAAGAUCAAGCUGUUUAUUUAUAACCUCAAACUCAUAUACUGCCCAUAUACAGCUUUUCUCCAUGUUGGAAAUGUGUGCUUUUUCCCGUGUAAAUGUGUGCUUUUUCCCGUGUAAAUGUGUGCUUCUUCCUGUGUAAGUGUAUGAUAUUUCCCGUUUGUGCACAACUACUUUUUCCCAUGUGAGAACUCACUUUCUCCUUAUUUUGCAAGCUAAAAAAUAAAGCUAAUGCACGAAGGACUAUGGGAAUGAGGUCAAAACACAAAUAAACACGGAACCUUGCCAGUGUUAUGCGCUAAAAUGCCCCCACUGCCACGGAUUGUCCCCCUACAUAAUCUCUAUCAAAUAUUAUAUUAGAACAUAAAUUUAUAGGUUUAUGAUUUACAAAUAACAAAUUACACCCAAUGAAUUUAAUCAUAAAAUAAGCAAUAUAAAAAUCCAUGGCAGGGGGUUGGGGGCAUUUUAGCGCAUACCCCUGGCAUGAUUUGGAAUGUUCACUUUGUCCGUGUUGGCCUCAAAAACCCAUAGUGCCUUGCGCCUUAGCUUUAGCAUUUAGCAUUCUUAACUUAAUCAGAAAGAAAGUUCUCGCACAUGGGAGAGAAGCUAUGUCUUUCUGGAGCAUGUUUUUUUCCCUCUUGUGGUCUGUUAUUUUUCCUUUGUAAGUAUAUAAUUUUUCUCUUGUAAGUAUAUUAUUUUUCCUUUGUAUUAAAUGCAUUAUUUUCUCUUCUAAGUACAUAAUUUUUUUUCUUGAAAGUACAUUAUUUUUCACUUGUGAAUGUAUUAUUUUUCCCUUGUAAGUAUAUGAUUUUUCCCUUGUGAGUGUAUAAUUUUUUCUUGAAUAUGGUAUUUAGUGUUGCCAUGAGUUCUUGUUUGUUUCUUCAUCUAAUAUCUUCUAUGUUCUUUUAUC